AUGGAAAUCAGGAAAGUUGAUUCAGGUUUUCAAGACAAGCUGAACGUCCUCUACAAGGCGUCAUCUUUGCAGGUUGCUAUCAAAAUCAUUGACAGAUUUCGGGCCGAUGCAGAAACUCGGCGCAUGAUAGAUAGAGAGAUCGAAAUCCUGAAGUUCGUAGAACAUCCACAUAUCAUCAAACUAUAUGAGGUUAUCGAAUUCGAGGGCCGAAUUUAUCUAGUGACCGAAUACGCGGGCGGUGGAGAACUCUACGAACACAUGUUGAAACAUGUUCGUUUUUCGGAAAAGGAAGCCCGUCGUUAUUUUCGUCAGAUCGUGUCCGCCGUUCUCUACUGCCAUUACAAUGGUAUUGUUCACAGAGACGUCAAACCCGAGAACCUUCUCUUUGACAAAAACAACAAGAUCAAGAUCAUAGAUUUCGGUUUCAGCACGUUUUGCAGUGGAUCUCCGUUAUCGACUUUUUGCGGUACUCCUCCUUAUGCUGCUCCUGAAUUGUUUCAGGGUAAACAUUAUGAUGGUUUGAAGGUCGAUGUUUGGAGUCUUGGAGUGCUGUUAUACGUUCUAGUGUUUGGUGGUUUUCCAUUUCCUGCGAAUUCGUUUCUUCACUUCAAGCACGCGGUGCUCUCAGGACAUGUACCUUUUCCUUCUGGCAUUUCUAGCGCCUGCACUGAUCUGAUUCGGCAGAUGCUCACAGCCGACUUUCAUAAUCGAAUUAGCUUGGAACAGGUUAUCCAACACGAGUAA
Soboliphyme baturini is the source of this 744-nucleotide messenger RNA. The record is from the annotation of a GenBank genome assembly. Lineage: Eukaryota; Metazoa; Nematoda; Enoplea; Dioctophymatida; Soboliphymatidae.